Messenger RNA from Linderina pennispora, 1644 nucleotides. RefSeq lists its product as uncharacterized. The record is from RefSeq and is a predicted model, not a curated record. NCBI's taxonomy places the organism in Eukaryota, Fungi, Kickxellomycota, Kickxellomycetes, Kickxellales, Kickxellaceae. Gene Ontology annotation, cellular component: Dsl1/NZR complex; endoplasmic reticulum membrane. Gene Ontology annotation, biological process: retrograde vesicle-mediated transport, Golgi to endoplasmic reticulum. The transcript has a single exon. The coding region runs from base 268 to 1494 and encodes 408 amino acids. Gene Ontology annotation, molecular function: SNARE binding.
UACUUGCCUCGGCCCAGCGUUCAGCUAUCACCGAGAGCGUGUCGCUGUGGGAGACGGUCCUGUCCCUGCACUCCCUGGAUCUGUUCAGCUGUCUGUCUGUGGACGAUCUGAAGCAAGAGUAUCUGCGAUCGUUGCUGAAUAACGAAGAAUUCGAUCCAGGCGCGCGAUCUUAUUAACGCUCCUCCGCAGUUUAUCGACGAAGCGGUUGUCCGGGACAUCGUGUGCCAGUGCGUCAGCGAGCUGUUUGACAAUGCCGAGUCUGGCAACAUGGACGGGGGACUGAUGAGGGCAGCCCAGCAGUGCCUCGAUGUCUUACCUGCACGGUGGCAGGACGAUCCGGCUGUGCAGCACGAGCGGCAGCUGAUUGAUGCUGCGCACCUUACAUGGACACUGCAGCAGUCAGGGUCGUCGAUUUUCAACCGCGGGCGCGGCGCUGACUCUGGUGUGCUGCCUAUUGAAAUCCGGCUCGCAGCAGAUCUAUAUGAGCUCAUCAAAUGCAUACUGGACCGGCAGCCGCAGGGAUACAAGAAGCCGAGGAUUGUGAAGGAGAUUGCCAACAAGCUGCGUGGAGUCAACGAAUCAAAGGGGCUGCGCAACUUGGGCGUCGGCUCCGUCUCGGAUGCCUUUGUCACGGGCCUGCUGUUGGAUGCUGCGACAGCGCAGCGGGAUUACUCUGCCGCAUACGAGUUUGCGCGGCAGCUGGGCAAUGCGCGCACAGUCUUGGACCAGGCGCUGAAGGCUGUUGAGGCGUACCGCUCAGCGCAGCUUUUGCAUGAGGCCAGGGUGGGGAUUGAGCGGCCGGUUGAAGUGCGGGCGGUGGAGCAGGCAUGGACCGCUUGUGUGCGCCUGGCUGAUGCCUGGGGUGAUAGCAGCGGUGUCGGCGAAAAGCGGCUGGAGGUGAUUUCGUUGGCACUUAGCUUGUGCCCAACUGGCAAGAUCCCGGAGCUGCUGAAGCUGUGGAACCAGGUCCAGACCGAUGUGCUGGACAGCAGGGCCGAUGUGCUGCUGCCAUGGGUAGAGUCUGCCUCAGCUGAGGCCAGCAUCUUGGAUGUCAUGGUUGGCAGCCAGCACGAAGUUGCUGAGGAUCAAGGGCAGCGGUCCGUGGCUGGCGAGUCGGUUGACUUUGAGAGCAUGCGCACAUUCGAUCCAGCGAUUAUCAAGAGCAGCUUGCGCCAGGCGUCCGAUUCUCAUACACGGUGUGGCCUGCUGAUGGAGUGGCUCGAGUUCGCCAUGACCACGGCCAAGGAGCCAAAGACCGACAAGGCAGCUGCCUACAAGGCACGGGUCGAAGCAGAGAUUGUCCAGAAGCACACCGCCAAGGCAUGCAAGGUUCUUGCAGACAAGGUGGUUUUGCAGCUCGACCAGACAAACUACUUUGCGAUGGAGACAUUUUAUGCUUUUCUUGCCAGGUGCCUUGAGCGCAACGGGGAUUCCGAGGGUGCCGAGCAGGCGGGGGUGCGCUCUGAACUGGCAAGAGGUAUCAGAAGGUGUUGAAGCGCUUGAUUCGCUAGAGUUCAGCAUGCUUAUCGGUUUGGUUACUGGGCCUCGCAUCGAGCUGGGUGAUGCGCUCAAUGUGCAUUCGGUCUCGGGUAUUGCUGGUCUGGUGCCGCUUUUUGUUCAGCUGCAACACCUGCCGGCUGUUGA